Messenger RNA from Phytophthora nicotianae INRA-310, 982 nucleotides. RefSeq lists its product as hypothetical. Bases 277 to 675 code for a protein of 132 amino acids. The record is from RefSeq and is a predicted model, not a curated record. Lineage: Eukaryota; Oomycota; Peronosporomycetes; Peronosporales; Peronosporaceae. The transcript has a single exon.
GUUGAUUCCUCAUCUGUGCUUGCUUCACCACUUUCGAAAGGUGUUGAUUCCUCCGUCUCGUCGUCCCAUACGCAGCCCCAGGAAUCAGAGCUGACCUUGUGGCAAACGCUAUCACGCGGAGCCACGCAUUCGCCCUUCAUGUAGCUCCGCAUACCUUCCUGGCAAUUAGCAACAGCAACAUCACCUUUCAGUGGGCAGUAGUACCCAGUAGGCUUCUCGCCGUCGCCGGUGCACGGGAGACCUUCGGUGCAGUAAGUAGCGUCACCUCCGACGCUAAUGUUGGUACAGUCGACAAAGUCGGAUCCAGUGAAAGAAUCAGUCUCAUCGUUGCUGUCGAAAUCGCCCAGGAGAUCAUCGUCGUCAAAGGGGGUCGACUCCUCACUACCAGACAUGUCAUCGGUGUACGAAACAACUUGGUCAGUGGUAUCCAUAGUAUUAACCAAGGUAAUUGUUCGUUGGCUUGAGGGUAUUCGGGCGAAUGCGAAAAUGAAGUCUACGAAACCAGUAGCGGCUCAAGUAGGUUGUUACUGUGACGGUUCUGAGGAGCGCUCCUUAAUGGGAGUGUGGGGCUCCAAGUUGCCUACACGAGCUAGCAGUUCAAGGAGGAGAAACGCGAAAUCUAAAACGUCUUGCGUCUUGUCAGCGUACUCGUUGGAAACCAACGGCGCUGAAUGAACAGUUCACAUAGUGGCCAGAAUUGCAGAAAUGCUGGUUAGUUAGAUAAUUGGGGCCCUUUGGGCUUUGCGAUGAAGCAAGUGGCUCCCCGAAUUCUAUAGUCGAUAUCUAACCACAGUUCUGGCUAGAGCAAGCAGCGUCAUGCGUCAAGUGGCUGUAUGUACAAUCUCAAGUAACGGCACAUGAAGUGACUACUUGCGAAAAUGCUUGUCGACGAAGAUUUUUUGCAGUGGACAUGGAUCUUCGUGUGCAUGCUAGUGUCGGUAUGUAGUUCGUGUGACACAAGGGGGGGGGAUUAACAGUUAUU